Triticum turgidum subsp. durum (durum wheat) is the source of this 1824-nucleotide messenger RNA. Lineage: Eukaryota; Viridiplantae; Streptophyta; Magnoliopsida; Poales; Poaceae. The record is from the annotation of a GenBank genome assembly.
AUGUUCAAGGCGCAGCUGAAUCAGCUGUGCCAGCAGCGGCGGUGGCCGCCGCCGGACUACGCCCACCAGAGCGAGGGGCCGGCCCACUCGCUGAGGUUCCGCGCCACCGUCGCCGUCAACGGCGAAGUGUACCACUCGCCGGACGAGGGCGGCGGGUUCGGCACGGCCAAGGAGGCCCAGAACCUCGCCGCCAAGGCCGCCUUCGAGCGCCUCUCCGCCCUCCCGCCCCCUCCCCCGCCGCAGUCCGAAACCCAACUUCCCUACAAGUCUCAGUUGCAAGUUUAUGCUCAGAAGAGACAUAAAGAUUUGCCUUCAUAUGACACCAUUCGAAGUGGUCCACCUCAUGCACCUCUGUUCAGGUCUACAGUAACCAUAGAUGGGCGCAAAUUUGAAAGUCCUCAAGACUAUCACACAACAAAGGAGGCAGAAUUUGCUGCUGCAAGAGUGGCUUUAAUGUCAUUGUGUCAAGAAGCAAACCCAUCAGAGCAAAUGCCGGCUGGAUCAGCUUCAUGUAUUUCUUUGCCUGGAAUCCAGAUUAAUCAUAAGCUUCAAUUGCAAAUGUAUGCUCAGAAGAGAGGAAAACAACUGCCUUGGUAUGACCGUAUCCAGGAAGGUCCAUCUCAUGCACCUCUGUUCAAGUCAAUAGUGACCAUAGAUGGGCAAACAUUUGAAAGCCCACAGUAUUGUCAUACAAUUAAGGAGGCGGAAUAUGCUGCUGCAAAUCUUGCUCUGGUGUCCUUAGCCCAAGAAGUAAGCUCAGAGGAGCAAUUGCCGGUUCGAGGAAUGCAAUAUACAAAUCCCCGGCAUGAAUUAGCUGAGAAAGAAGGCUCUUCCUUGCCUGUCUGUAAUACUUCAUCAGAUAAUUUAAAAAAUUCCUCCAUCUCCAAAUCAACCGUGCACACUCAAGGCGAAAGUUUUCAGGAGGGACCUGGUAACACUAAGAAGCAAAAACAGAUGACGGUUGCUGCUUUUCAACCUUCCAAAGACAUAGGGUCACAGAUGCAACAAGGAACCGAAACCCUCACUGAGCAAGAGGUCAAGACUGUAGAAUCUGAUUCUUCAUUUCCCCAAGUAUCAAUGGGAACAAGUGACGGGCAGAAUGACUCUAAUGCUACUGAGCAUGAUUCUUGCUCUGUUGGCUCCCGUAUUGAUCUUCCUGUUGCUGACAAAACACAAUCUCUUGAUGAACCUAUCCAAUCUGGCAGUAUGGAAAAUGUUAAACCAGCUGCUCCAGAGCCAAGCAUCAAGGCUGAAGUAAUGGACUUGACACAAGAAUGCAGGUCACCCCCGUUAGUUUCAGUGCCACCAACUGAUAUGCUCAACCUUGUGGCAACAAGUACAGUGCCUGUUGCUUUACAAUCUCCUGUUGAAACUAUCCAGCCUGUCAAGAUGGAAAAUGAUAAACCAGCCAUUCCAGAGCCAAGCACCGAGGCUGAAGUAAUGGACGUUGCAGAACCAAGUGCUGAGGCUGAAGUAGACGUUCCAGAGCCAAGCAUCAAGGCUGAAGGAAUGGACGCUGCAGAACCAAGCGCUGAGGCUGAAAUAGACGUUCCAGAGCCAAGCAUCAAGGCUGAAGUAAUGAACUCAACUCCAGAACACACAUCUCUCCCCUUUGGCUCAAUGCCACCAACCAAUACUUCCAACCUUGCGGCGAAAGCAACUGCAGUGCCUGUUGAUUCUGCCCGAUGCAGUUACUCGAUGUCAACUAACCGAAUCCAGAUCUACCCAUGCCGUCCUGACCUGAAAAUGAAAUUACCAGAGGGGGCAACCGUGCUUCCCUUUAGUGACGACAAGUGGGUGGCUGUGAGCUUACCUUUUCCUUGA